This is a messenger RNA of Alligator sinensis (Chinese alligator), 555 nucleotides long. RefSeq names its product synuclein gamma (gene SNCG). Gene Ontology annotation, cellular component: axon terminus; cytoplasm; neuronal cell body. NCBI's taxonomy places the organism in Eukaryota, Metazoa, Chordata, Crocodylia, Alligatoridae. The record is from RefSeq and is a predicted model, not a curated record. Gene Ontology annotation, biological process: chemical synaptic transmission; synapse organization; synaptic vesicle endocytosis. The transcript is spliced from 5 exons. The coding region runs from base 138 to 536 and encodes 132 amino acids. Gene Ontology annotation, molecular function: cuprous ion binding.
AGAGCAAAAGAUAGCAAGAGACAGAGAGGGAAACAUUAAACAGCCAUUGAGAUUGCAUUGUGCAGUGUCCUGAGGUGCCUUUUUACCACUAUUCCUCAGUCAAAUUCUGCAGAUAGUAUCAAAAUAAUCAAGGAAGAAUGGAUGUCUUUAAGAAAGGUUUCUCCAUUGCAAAAGAAGGUGUGGUAGCUGCUGCAGAAAAGACGAAACAGGGAGUGACUGAAGCCGCAGAGAAGACUAAAGAGGGUGUGAUGUAUGUAGGCACCAAAACCAAGGAAGGUGUAGUACAGAGUGUGAGUUCAGUUGCUGAGAAGACCAAAGAGCAGGCCAAUGUUGUGGGUGAAGCUGUGGUGGCCAGUGUGAAUACAGUGGCAAACAAGACUGUAGAAGGAGCAGAGACCAUUGUAGCAACCACAGGAGUGGUAAAAAAGGAGGAUUUGGCUCAGCCACAGCAGCCUGAACAACCAGCUGCUGCAGAAGAAGAGGCCCCAGAAGAAGCCAUGGAGGCAAGUGGAAAGGGUGAAAAUGAAGGUAAUUAAAUAACUUCAGGACUUGUAG